UCCUGCGGUGUAUUGAUGCUCCUCCAUCGCACUGUCUGACCACGCACCUGGAGCUCGAGGCCCGGCCCGCUGCACAGUCGCGUUCCGCUCACAGGCUGGUACCGGAGGGUACCGUUUCAAGUCAGCUGAGUGCCACUGGGCAGACUGCUGGGACAGGAGAGAAAGCAAACACGUACACGACGCAGUGGGCGGACAACCAUUGCUCCUGGCUGCUAAUAAAGGAAAACCGUGUGUCGGCUGUGUGUCGCUGGAACAACAGACAGCCCAGCGGAGGGAGCGCGGCACGGGAUCCCGCCUGCACCUGCUUUGUUGUCUGUGCUCGUCUCGUUCACCGUGCGGAUAACAUGUUUCAUCGGAGCGCUUUGUUACUGCUGCCCGUCUUUUGUAACAUCAUCAGCAACUCCAGCGCUGCAUCCCCAGCAUCCCGGAAGUGUGAGGACAGCUUGGCCACUCCUCUUCCAUACAGCUCCUUCACCAGUUCGUCACUGUACAGCCGAGGAAAUGGAGCUGGUUAUGCCAAACUCACCCGGAAACAAGGUUCUGGAGGGUGGUCCCCAUUGGAUACAGACCGUUACCCGUGGCUACAAGUAGACCUUGGUUCUAAGAAGCAGGUGCUUGCCAUAGCAACACAGGGUUGCUAUAGUAGCUCGGAUUGGACCAUAAAGUAUCGGCUACUUUACAGUGACACACAGAAAAACUGGAGACCUUAUCUACAGGAUGGAAACUUUUGGACAUUUGAAGGGAAUGUAAACAGCGAGGGUGUAGUUCGCCAUGAGCUGCAGUAUGCCAUCCUGGCCCGCUACAUCCGUUUCAUCCCAGUGGACUGGAGCAGGGAGGGUCGCAUCGGGGUGCGCCUGGAGCUGUAUGGCUGCUCAUACUGGGCUGAUGUGAUUAGUUUUGAUGGGCAUGGGGUCAUCUCCUACCGCUUCAGGAGUAAAAAGUUAAAAAUUGUGAAGGACGUCAUCUCUUUGAAGUUUCGGACCACAGCAGGAAAUGGGGUCCUGCUUCAUGGAGAGGGACAGCAGGGGGACUACAUUUCCCUCGAGCUUCACAGAGCAAGACUGCUGCUCAGCAUCAACUUAGGCAGCAACCAGAAUGGUUCUAUUCAGGGUCACACGGCUGUGACCAGUGGAAGCUUGCUGGAUGAUGACCACUGGCACUCGGUUGUCAUCGAGCGUUAUCGCAGGAAUGUCAAUUUUACUUUAGACCACCAUACUCAGCAGUUCAGGACCAAUGGAGAAUUUGAUCACCUGGACCUGGACUAUGAGAUCAGCUUUGGAGGACUUCCUGUGUCUGUGAAGCCAACCUCAGGAGGCAAAGAGAACUUUGUAGGCUGCAUGGAGGGAAUUACCUACAACGGGGAAAACAUCACUAGUUUGGUGCGCAGGAAGAAGGUUGACACCACCAGCUUUCGUAACCUGACAUUUUCCUGCGCCGAAUCCAACACCUCCCCAGUUUUCUUCAACUCCACAUCCUUCCUGCGGCUGCCGGGUCAGACUGACAGUGACACCCUGUCAGUCAGUCUGUCUUUCAGGACGUGGAAUCCCAACGGCCUUCUGAUGUUCACCGCCCUGGCGGAUGGCUGGGUGGAGCUGGGCCUGACGGAGGGAAAAAUCACCGUCUAUAUGAAUGUGACACAGAAGAAGAACACACGUAUAGACAUUUCAUCAAGUUCAGGUCUGAAUGAUGGACAGUGGCAUAGUGUCCACCUGAAUGCACUGGAAAACUAUGCAAUGCUGACAGUUGAUGGAGAUGAGGCCUCCACAGUUAGAACAGCUAUCCCCAUCCAGAUCCAGACUGGAGGAACCUAUUACUUUGGAGGUUAUUUUCUGCAAACGAACACCAGAUCACAUCAGCGCUCCUUCCAGGGCUGCAUGCAGAUGAUCCACAUAGAUGAUCACCUGGUGGACCUCAAGGCGGUGGAGCAGGGCCUCAUUGGAACUUUUGAAAAUGUCAGCCUAGAUAUGUGUGCCAUUAUAGACAGGUGUGUUCCAAACCACUGUGAGCACAACGGUCACUGUUCUCAGACAUGGGACGCAUUCACCUGCAACUGUAGUGGCACUGGCUACACUGGAGCUACUUGCCAUACCUCACUGUAUCAGCAAUCGUGUGAGGAGUAUAAGCACCAAGGGAAGAGUUCGGCCAGCUACUGGAUAGACCCAGAUGGCAGUGGGUCUAUAAACCCUUUCAGAGUCCACUGUGACAUGACAGAGGAUGUGGUUUGGACCACGCUAAGGAACGACCUCUCUCCUCAGACCUCAGUAUCCAGUGCAGACAAGGGAAACGCAGUGCUGCAGAUAUCGUACAAUAUGACUGAUGAACAGAUGUUGUCAGUAACCAGCAGUGCAGAGUACUGUGAGCAGUACGUCGCCUACGCUUGCCGAAUGUCCCGCCUGCUCAACAGUCCAGAUGGCGUCCCUUUCACUUGGUGGUUAGGAAGAGCCAAUGAAAAGCAUUCUUACUGGGGGGGUUCAGGACCGGGGAUCCAGAAGUGUGCCUGUGGUAUUGAACACAACUGUACUGAUCCCAAACACUACUGCAACUGUGAUGCAGACCUGCGUGCCUGGAAGGAGGACUCGGGCCUGUUGGUCUACAAAGACCACUUGCCAGUCAGUCAGGUUGUGGUUGGUGAUACAAGCAGAGCUGGAUCUGAGGCCAAACUAACAGUAGGGCCACUCAGAUGCCGAGGGGACUCAAACUUCUGGAAUGCGGCCUCCUUUACAAGCCCCGCCUCUUACCUCCACUAUCCUUCUUUGAGAGAUGAAACCAGCACUGACGUCUCUUUCUACUUUAAGACAUCCUCCACUCAUGGAGUCUUUCUAGAAAUCCUGGGAAGCACCAGCUUCCUUCACAUUGAGCUCAGAGCCGGCUCAGUGGUAUUAUUCUCUUUUGGCAUUGGUACUGAGAAGAUGGAGCUCAGUGUCCGCUCACCAGUGCCAUUAAAUGAUGACCAGUGGCAUCGUGUGGAGGCUGAAAAAAACAUCAAGGAGGCAGUGCUGCAACUUAAUGGACAGCACAGAAUGGUCAGGCCCACCACCUUACAGGGCCAUGCAAAACCAGAGCUCUACAGUGAUCUCUCUGUUGGUGCUUCAAGUGGUCAAAGGGGUUUUCUGGGCUGCAUGCGGGCUCUGAAGAUUAAUGGUGUGACCUUUGACCUGGAGGAAAGGGCAAAAGGGACUCCAGGUGUGAAUCCAGGCUGCCAGGGCCACUGCAACAGCUACAGGAUGCACUGCAGAAAUGGAGGAAAGUGUGUAGAGCAGUACAAUGGAUACUCCUGUGACUGCUCCCUUACUGCUUAUGAUGGACCCUUCUGCACUGAUGAUGUAGGCGGCUACUUUGAGACGGGGACAUUGGUGCGUUACGACUUGCUGCCAGAGGGGGGAUCUUUUGCGUUGAAGGACGUGAAGAGUCUGUCAGGUGUUGGUGUUUCAAGUGAGGCCAACCUGACUCAGGAGGAGCUUGUGUUCAGCUUCAGCACCUACAGUGCUCCCAGCAUUCUUGUCUACAUCAGUUCCAGAACUCAGGACUACCUGGCUGUGGUGGUCAGACACAAUGGCACUCUCCAGAUCCGCUACAGCCUUGGAGGGCUUACAGAACCAUAUACCAUAGAUGUUGACCAUCGUAACAUGGCCAACGGUCAGCCACAUUUUGUCAACAUAACUAGGAACUUAAGGGAGAUACGGCUACAGCUGGACCAUUAUCCAGUGUCCACAUAUAUGCUGCCUGAGGCCUCUGACACCCAGUUCACUUUGGUCAAAAGUAUCUUUCUUGGCAAGGUCUUUGAAACAGGCCAGAUUGACCCCAUCCUGAUCGAGCGCUACAACACACCGGGUUUCAUGGGCUGCCUGUCAAGAGUUCAGUUUAACAGUGUAGCACCGCUGAAAGCUGCCCUGCGCUCGAACAUAGCAGCACCUGUCAGCACCCAUGGGAUACUGGUUCCUUCAAACUGUGGAGCCUCCCCCCUGACUAUCUCCCCCAUGGCUUCAGCCAAAGACCCCUGGCACAUAGAAGCUGGAGCUGUUUUCAACCUCAAUGAGGACAAGUUCAGUGGUGAUGGUGUGGAUCGCAACUCGGCUGUCAUAGGAGGAAUCAUCUCCGUGGUGAUCUUCAGCGUCCUCUGCAUCAUGGUGUUUGUGAUCCGUCACAUGUUUCGUCACAAAGGCUCCUACCACACUAAUGAGGCUAAGGGAGCCGAUUCAGCAGACUCUGCCGAUGCAGCGAUCAUUGUCAACGAUCCGGCCUUCACCGAAACCAUUGAUGAGAGCAAGAAAGAGUGGUUCAUCUGAACCCUCGUCGAUAUGGACACGUUAGGAUGUAGUUUUGUAGGCAUAGGGAGUAGCUGGAGGUGACGACCUACUAACCCUGGAGGAUGUGCUGAGGUCUUUAGAGACAGUGGAAACCAUUGGUAUUUUAGCUUGGGUAUUAAAGCACAGGGCGCAGAAGUGCCUGGCAGCGACAGUGUGGAGUGAUUCAUAUGAUGGAAUGACAGCCUUCAGUGUACGGUGCCAUAAAGUUUCAGGCCUUGGAUCAGUCAGUAUGUUCAUUUGCUUUUAUCUUAUAUUUUUAUAUAUAUCGCUCUGACUUUGAUUUCAGUAUGUAAUGUAUUUAUUUAUUGAUAUUAUAUUUUUUCAAAUGUUUAUAUUAUUUAUUCUUAAUUUUCUUUGUGUUUUUAUUUUAUGUGUUUAUGCUUUACUUCUGGUACUUUGACUUUAAGAACUUUGGCAUGAAUUAUAAUAAUUAUGAAUUAGUCCCAAUACACCUUUGUGCAUAUAGCAAAAGUAAAUAAUUCUAGAGUGUUUUUGUAUAUUAAGUGUGAUACGUUAUAAUUUGCCUUAUUUUUAUAAAAUAAUUUAUUCCAUAUGUUGGUAGAGUUUAAUUUUGGUUCUCAGACUAAAAACUAUGGUGUGUGUGUGUGUGUGUGUGUGCACGACACACACACACACGUGCAUGCACUAGCUGGCUUGCUUGUCUGUAAAGGAGAUGUAGCCAUGACAUUGUUUGCAUCAUCUGAACUCAGAGCUUCUGUUGAUUUCUGCAUCUGAAUGUGUCUUUCAAAGACUUUUUGGUACUUGUACUUUUCCUUUCUUGCUGUGAGUUCAGGAAACACACUCAUCUUGUCUUAAGCUGCCAUUUGUCCAGGGCCAGACUACAAAAACAUAAUAAAUAAAUAACUUUAUUAAACCUUACAUGAGCCUUCAAAUCCACAGUGAGGCAGCAUUAAGUUUAUCUUAGUGAGUCCACUACCAAGGCUGGUGAGGGAUGAGUAAAGCAUAGCGCAGGACUGUAGCAAACAAAUACUCUAACUUCCCUAAAGUGAACCAAAUACCUUCCAACAGCUCCCAAAGCUGGCAGAUGUAUUCACUGUCAGCUGCUGAGAGCUAGCCACAAACUCCACAAUCAAGACUAAACUGUGACUCUAACAGCACCCCUUCAUUACCUUCAUAUGCUGAAGGUAACAUGUGUGACACAAAAUUUUCUUGCAAGCUGGUGGCAGAUCUGCGAUAUGUCCGCAUUGAGGUCAAAUAAAGAGCAAAAGUAGGAAAAAGCAGCAGCCUUCAUAACACUGUAAAUGAACUGUAGAUCUUAAAAAAGGGUUUAUGGAUCAGGAAAGAACUCUUAUCUUGGAUAAUAUCCAAUUUUGCACAGUGUUACGAAUUAUUAUAUCAAUGAGCCCUCCCUGUAAUAUAAGAUAGAGUGGACUGACAGCAGAACAGUUUCAUCAUGCUAGCUUACACAAGUUCAGGUGAACAGCAGUUGAGAAGAAAAGCCCUCCUGCUGCUUUUGCUGACUUGCUGUGACUGAACUAAGCUGCAGGGUUGGUUUCAUUCUUUGUGGUUAACUCCAAGGUUAAAGACAUUUAAACACCAUCGCUGUGGUAGAUGAAUGUGACAUGAAGCAGAUACUCAUCAUCAAACAAGCAACUGAUCAUAUUUUGGCAGCAGGACAUUUUCCACAACCACAGAGAAAUUCCUAUUUUCAUUUAGCACAGUCUCUCAGAGGUGUUGUUUUCUCCUCUAUGUCCCUGAAACCAGAAUAACAGGUCAGAUCAUACUGAGAGCUGCUCCUUCCAGUAGAGCAGCUACGCUGACUGGAUUCAAGCUGGUGAUAAGUGUGUUUUUGUUUCUUUUAACUGGAAAUAUGUUUCUAUAAAGGAAUGUUUGUCAGUCACAUGCUAAUGGCUUACACUUGACAUUUGAUUGUACUGCAUUUGUAUUCAUUUGACUGCAUUGAGAUGUAUUGGCAUGCCAUUUGUCACUGAAUGACACUUUUCUGUUGAUGAACCACUGUAGCAUCACAUUGCUUUUUCUUCAUUGUUGUGUGUAUAAAUGAUUAUCAUUUAUAGCUGAUUUCUCAUUCUUCGUGCUUUAUAAUGCCUCUUGGAGCGAUCUGUAAAAUACAAGUAUGACUCGUACCCUCAAUGAUCAGUUUUUACAAAACGCACUUUCAUCACGAUGACGAUGAGUCUUCACUCGGGACCUUGAAGUGACUCUCGUGCUUUAUCACUAUAU
Messenger RNA from Oreochromis aureus, 6509 nucleotides. RefSeq names its product contactin associated protein 2b (gene cntnap2b). The record is from RefSeq and is a predicted model, not a curated record. The transcript is spliced from 25 exons. The coding region runs from base 345 to 4286 and encodes 1313 amino acids. NCBI's taxonomy places the organism in Eukaryota, Metazoa, Chordata, Actinopteri, Cichliformes, Cichlidae.